Molecule: messenger RNA, 725 nt
Organism: Chrysoperla carnea
Lineage: Eukaryota; Metazoa; Arthropoda; Insecta; Neuroptera; Chrysopidae
Exons: 5
Coding region: 99-677 (192 amino acids)
Cellular component (GO): lysosomal membrane
Source: RefSeq, a predicted model, not a curated record
GAAUUAUACGUCAAAUCGUCAGUUGUCAAAAAUAAUUUUCAUCGACUAUGAAAUAUUUACGUUGAAUUGAAUGGUAAUUUUAAAACAAUUUCCUAAUUAUGGAUUCAAAAAUAUAUAUAUUUGUAGCAAUUGUCAUUUUUCAAUUUUCAUCUACAUUUGCCCAGUCAUAUGAAAAUAAUAGAUGUACCUGUGUUUGUCCAAGUACAGCUUCGGUAGUAAACAAUACUCAAAGUUCACUUUCAUCGCGAAAAUUAUAUAUAUCAAGUGUACCACCAAAUAAAUGCAAUUGCGUUGAAGUUGUUUUACCACAAGUAGUCGAAGUAAAAGAGAAAAGCAAAGAAUUUUGUCCAUUAUGUGAUUGUCGAUACGAAAACCGAAACACCACUAUUAUUAAGGUGGUCGUAAUUAUUGUAAUAUGGGUCAUAUCGUUAUUGGUAAUAUACAUGUUAUUCUUAAUAUGUUUGGAUCCAUUACUCAACAAGCGGGUUAAAGGAAAUUAUCAAGAACAUACAAACGAAGAUGAUGAAGCUACAACUGGUGCUGGUGGAAGUACAGCACAUCCUAUGGGUGUUCGAGGUAAUGUAUUGAACAGGGUUGGCCAUCAACAAGACAAAUGGAAGAGACAAGUAAGAGAGCAACGUAGAAAUAUCUACGACCGUCAUACAAUGUUAAACUAAUUUUUUAUUUUUCUUAAUUGUAAAUGGAUGUUGAAAAUUUUAAUUUCU